Gorilla gorilla gorilla (western lowland gorilla) is the source of this 1148-nucleotide messenger RNA. RefSeq names its product intraflagellar transport 25 (gene IFT25). Lineage: Eukaryota; Metazoa; Chordata; Mammalia; Primates; Hominidae. Gene Ontology annotation, biological process: multicellular organism development; intraciliary transport. The transcript has 6 exons. Gene Ontology annotation, cellular component: cilium; centrosome; intraciliary transport particle B. The record is from RefSeq and is a predicted model, not a curated record. The coding region runs from base 213 to 719 and encodes 168 amino acids.
UAGGGCCUUGAACUGAGGAGGAGGGUUUGGGAUGGAGAUGAGAAGGUGGUGCCAGGGCUGGUUUGCCUUGGAAGCCGUGGCCCUGGCCCCUCGGAGACAGAAGCCUUAGGCCGGGUCCGUGUUUUCUAAAGUACACCACGUUCCCAAUGGAUGAUGCUUGAAGAAAGAGCGUGAGGAGUCCAGCUGUAGCACCAGAACCGAGGGAGCUGGUCAUGGAGAAGGUUAAACACUUUAAGAUGAGAAAAAUUGAUCUCUGUCUGAGCUCUGAAGGGUCCGAAGUGAUUUUAGCUACAUCAAGUGAUGAAAAACACCCACCUGAAAAUAUCAUUGAUGGGAAUCCAGAAACGUUUUGGACCACCACAGGAAUGUUUCCCCAGGAAUUCAUUAUUUGUUUCCACAAACAUGUAAGGAUUGAAAGGCUUGUAAUCCAAAGUUACUUUGUACAGACCUUGAAGAUUGAAAAAAGCACGUCUAAAGAGCCAGUUGAUUUUGAGCAAUGGAUUGAAAAAGAUUUGGUACACACAGAGGGGCAGCUUCAAAAUGAAGAAAUUGUGGCUGGAGUGCAGUGGUGCGAUCUCUGCUCACUGCAAUCUCUGCCUCCCGGGUUCAAGCGAUUCUCCUGCCUCAGCCUCUCAAGUAGCUGGGAUUACAGGUGCGUACCACCACGCCCAGCUAAUUUUGUAUUUUUAGUAGAGACAGGGUUUCUCCAUGUUGGUUAGGCUGUUCUCAAACUCCCGACCUCAGGUGAUCUGUCGGCGUCAGCCUCCCAAAGUGCUGGGAUUACAGGUGUGAGACACUGCGCCCAGCUGACACUUUUAAAAAAUUAGAAACUGGGUAUGGUAGCUCAUGCCUGUAAUCCCGGCACUUUGGGAGACUAGCUUUGAGGCUAGUUCAAGACCAGCCUGGGCAACACGGUGAGACCCUGUCCCUACAAAAAAUGAGAGUUGCAGUUUUUAGCUCCAGUUGCUAUUUUUCAUCAAAUCAAGGCUGGUAUUUAGCUGAUAUGUACCACAACUAUUAUAUGUAGCUGGCCUUAUGUAUUGUUAUAUAUUUAGAAUAUUACUCUUGCAUCAAGCCGUUUCUUUUGCUAACUGCUUGUUAACAGUUAACUAGCACUGCUAAAAGCAUUUAUAUUGAUUUUUUUCCCC